CGUUGUCACAUAACCUCGAUUUUAUUAUAACCUUUAAAAACAUUACUCUGAAAAGAAAAAAAUAGGUUUAGUAGAAUUUGUGCACAGAAAGUAGUGUAUUUGUUUAUUUUUUAAUUAAAAAGUAUGGCCAGAGGUAAGGUUAAGUACAGAGAUGUGGUUGGUGGCCGUUCGAAAAAAUCUAAAAAGUUUGAUAAAAAGAAAGCCAAACCGAGAAAGACUUAUAGUUUGUAUCGGCAAGACACUAAAAAGCCUAUUAGGAAGCGUAAAUUUGAAACUAGUGAUGAGGAUUACGAGAAACGACAGAAAGUUGAAAAAGAAGUCCAACCCGAGGAAGAGUCGUCAGAAAGUGAGGAGGAAGUCGAUCCAAUGAAAGAAUUGAUGUCUACUUUUGGCUCAAAGCUUCAACAUAAACAAUCACUUGCAAUAGAUAGUAGUGACGAAAGUUCAGAAGAGGAAGAUGAAGACUCUCCCGAGGCAGAUGAAGACAUUUCUAAUCAGAAUGAAGACCAUGUUAACAAGGAGGAUGAAACAUUAAUAGAAAAUGAGGACAACUUAGAUUCAGAAGAUGAGAAUGAAGUUGCAGUUGAUAGUACCCAAAAUGAGGAUAGUGAUAACUUGAAUGAUCCAUUUGUAAAACACGUUUGUUACGAAUUCGAUGAGAGUGUUUUAAAGUCAUUACAAAGUACACCGGUUUUGGUCAAAGAUUUUGUUUUAAAUUGGCCGAAUUUAGGACGCCUAUUAAUUCAGAUACCACAGUAUGAAAAAGUAAAAGAAGAAAAAAAUUCUUUUACAAUAGAAGAAAAGAAGAAAUUUGCACCACCGGGAUCAGUGCCCAAUAAAAUUAACACUUCAGAUCUUAAAAACCCCGAAAAUUUAUUUAUUAAAUCACAAAUUAUAAAUAAUUUAUCUAAAGCAAAUAAUGCACUAAAAGAGGAUGAUACAGUAUUUACAGAUUUUCAGUCUGAAUUGUUUUCAAUAAUUAACAAUUAUCAAGAUUUGUAUUUCACCCAAAGAAGUUUUAACAAUGCUGAGGAAAUCAGAUUUGUUUAUUGUCUUCAUGCUGUAAACCAUAUUCUAAAAACGAGGUUAAAAGUUGUUCACCAUAAUGUGCGAUUAUCAAAAAAGGAUGACGUUCCUGAGGAUUUUAGAGAUCAGGGAUUAGUUCGACCGAAGAUUCUUAUGGUUGUUCCAUUCAAAGACUCGGCAUUUAAAAUAAUACAAAUGAUAAUAAACAUACUAUUGCCUCAGGAUAAGGGUCACAUAAUGAAUAAAAAAAGAUUUUUAGAAGAGUACACAGGCAACGAAAUUCCAAUGCCCAAAAAGAACCCCAAACCCGAGGAUUACGAAUUAACUUUUACUGGAAACACAAGCGACGAUUUUAAGAUUGGCAUAACUGUCACAAAAAAGAGCUUAAAGCUUUUUGCCGAUUUUUACUCUUCUGAUAUUAUCAUUGCCUCGCCUCUGGGGCUGCGGACAAUAAUUGGCGCUGAAGGCGAGCCCCAACGCGAUUACGAUUUUCUCGCUUCUAUAGAACUUUUAGUUUUGGACCAAACGGAAUUAUUUUUUAUGCAAAACUGGGACCACUUUAUCCACGUCAUAAAUCACCUCCACUUGCAACCAAAAGACUCACACGGUACCGACUUUUCCCGAGUUCGUACUUGGAGUUUGAAUGGAUGGGCCCAAUAUUACAGACAAACGUUAAUAUUUUCGUCCAUAGUUUUACCCGAAAUUAAUUCAAUUUUUAAUAAGAAGUGUAAUAAUUUCGCUGGAAAAGUGAAAAUCUCAAAUCCGGUCGAGUUGGGCUCUAUUGGACAAGUCAUUGUGCAAAUACCGCAUGUAUUUCAUAAAUUUGAGGCCUCAAAUGCACAAACUGCAAUUGAAUCCAGAUUUGAGUUUUUUAUUAACAAACUUUUGCCACUACAGAGGGACAGUUUGAUGAAACAAACAAUGAUCUAUGUUCCAAGCUAUUUCGACUAUGUGCGAUUGCGGAAUUAUUUUAAAAAAGAAGAGCUUAGUUUUGUACAAAUUUGUGAAUAUUCGAAGGACGGUAAAGUGGCACGAGCUCGAGAUAUGUUUUACCACGGAGACGCCCACUUUUUAUUGUAUACCGAGAGAUUUCAUUUUUUCAAUCGCGUCAGAGUUAAAGGAAUUCGCCAUUUAGUUUUUUAUCAACCACCAACUUUUCCUCAUUUUUAUUACGAAAUGUGUAAUCUUAUGCAGGAAGCCAACAUGAAUAAAAAAAUCGGUAGUUUAUCGAAUAUGACAGUAAAUGUCGUUUAUUCAAAAUAUGAUGUUCAUCGGUUAGCGGCCAUUGUUGGGACAGAAAGGGCUACAAAAAUGCUACAGUCGGAGAGGAAUGUUCACAUGAUGGUCACCGGUGCUGAUUAAAAGACAGAAAUUAAGAUUCUAAAUGUGAUUGUUUUUUAUGUUAAUAAAAAAAUUAACAAAA
Messenger RNA from Tribolium madens (black flour beetle), 2449 nucleotides. Its product is annotated as U3 small nucleolar RNA-associated protein 25 homolog. NCBI's taxonomy places the organism in Eukaryota, Metazoa, Arthropoda, Insecta, Coleoptera, Tenebrionidae. Bases 124 to 2388 code for a protein of 754 amino acids. The transcript is spliced from 5 exons. The record is from RefSeq and is a predicted model, not a curated record. Gene Ontology annotation, cellular component: small-subunit processome; nucleolus. Gene Ontology annotation, biological process: maturation of SSU-rRNA from tricistronic rRNA transcript (SSU-rRNA, 5.8S rRNA, LSU-rRNA). Gene Ontology annotation, molecular function: rRNA binding; U3 snoRNA binding.